Messenger RNA from Cotesia congregata, 1152 nucleotides. The record is from the annotation of a GenBank genome assembly. Lineage: Eukaryota; Metazoa; Arthropoda; Insecta; Hymenoptera; Braconidae.
AUGGACGUCUUUGAUAGCAUGCAUUGGAAAACAACAAAGAAGCUAUUGUCUGUGAUAGGCGCUUGGCCGUUUCAGCCGGUCAGUCAGCGAAAAGCCCUCGGAGCUUUGUUUUACUUGAUCAUACAAAGUAUCUACAUAGCAGAGAUUUUGAAAUUGUUUGUAGUAUGGGGGAAUUUAACAGAUACUCUUGAUUGUUUGCCGGUUUUUGUGUAUCAUUCUAUGGUCCAAGUAAAAAUGGCAAAUUGUCUUUUUAAAAUAAAACAGGUCAAAGUUAUGUUACUGCAAAUUAAGAGAGAUUGGGAAUCAGAUUUAUAUGACCAUGAAAUUAAGAUACUACGUGACGACGCACGAAUUCAUAAAGUUGUAAUGAAUUUUUAUUCAAGCGGCUUAUCUUCAGUAGCCGUUGUUUAUGCAGCAGUACCAAUAACACCAAUAUUCCUGGACUUGAUUCUUCCAUUAAAUGAAACAAGACAGAAAAUUUUACCUUACCCCACUGAAUAUUUUGUAGAUACCGAGAACAAUUUUUACAUACUGUAUAUCCACGGUUUUAUAGUGACCCUCAUAGCAUUAUUCUAUUUUCUCGCCUUUGAUUUGACUUAUGCGGGGUUGGUCUCGCAUGCUUGCAGCAUAUUCACAAUUAUUGGAGGACGCUUGAAGAACUUGACAUCUGGAACAAAAGCAAAAGAUAAUUCUCUCAAGUCUUUGGUAGUUUGCAUUAAAAUGCACAAGGACAUUUUGAAAUUUUCAGAACUUUUGGAAGAAAACUAUACAAAUUAUUUUUUUCUAUUGCUCGGUAAUAUUGUACUCGGGCUUACAGUUACAGGCUUUCAACUUACAGUUUUAGCGACGGAUAUCGGAGAUAAAAUAAAAUGCAUUUGGUACGGAACAGGCCAGGUGAUUCAUCUAUUUGUUCUGAGUUAUUUUGGCCAAAAAUUAAUCAACUGCAGCGAAUACAUCAAUGAGUCAAUAUGCGAGUCUAAGUGGUACAAUUAUUCCCAAAAAACGAAACUGUUGAUUAUUUUGGUACUAAUGAGAGGUAAAAUAAUAACGACGUUAUCGGCUGGAAAAAUUUACAUAAUGUCAAUUGAAAACUUUUCUUCCGUAAUGAAAUCGUCAAUGUCUUUUUUCACCGUUUUAACAUCUGUCCAGUGA